Messenger RNA from Colletotrichum graminicola M1.001, 330 nucleotides. RefSeq lists its product as uncharacterized. The coding region runs from base 1 to 330 and encodes 109 amino acids. The transcript has a single exon. NCBI's taxonomy places the organism in Eukaryota, Fungi, Ascomycota, Sordariomycetes, Glomerellales, Glomerellaceae. The record is from RefSeq and is a predicted model, not a curated record.
AUGAGGCCCCUGUUUGUCCAUCGAGAAUCCAUAUCUACGUCGGCCUCGGCCGGCGCCAAGCGUCAAGGCUCAACCUCUACGUCGGUUGCCGAGGAUGGCGAGGGGGGUCUACUGAGAGCAUCGCCGGUGGCGUCACGUGUCGCAUGCAUCGUCGCAGUAUCCAAAGAGGAUGUUCGAUGGUACAGAGUCGUAUUGGCCAGCAUUGAGAGUCGCGACGAGAUCCAGGUGACCUUGAUGGACAUGCAAACGGCGGGGUACCGCGAGGCUGAAAGGAGACAACAGAGGAUCAAGCCUACCUGGUCGGUUCAUGGUGAAGGAUCUUCGCGGUAA